Drosophila pseudoobscura is the source of this 4995-nucleotide messenger RNA. It is a transcript of the gene Pld, whose product is annotated as Phospholipase D. Gene Ontology annotation, biological process: intracellular signal transduction; phospholipid catabolic process; phosphatidic acid biosynthetic process. Gene Ontology annotation, molecular function: D-type glycerophospholipase activity; phosphatidylinositol binding. The transcript is spliced from 9 exons. Gene Ontology annotation, cellular component: intracellular membrane-bounded organelle. Lineage: Eukaryota; Metazoa; Arthropoda; Insecta; Diptera; Drosophilidae. The record is from RefSeq and is a predicted model, not a curated record. Bases 790 to 4689 code for a protein of 1299 amino acids.
GCUCAUUCCGCCGAGAGUCGAAGAAGAACGAACUGCUGUCGACGGACGCAGAAGAGGAGGCUGGCCUUCAAUUAAAAGAAAGUUUAAUCAGUGAAAAAUAAAUUAUAAAUAAUUUAAGUGAUAGUGCGAUGACGUUUCGUAAAAGAAACCGGGUGCCAAACAUUCUCUUCGUGUCACUCUCUCUGGCUUGCUGACCCUCUCUUUAACGCUCGCGGAGAGCGAGAGUGAGAGCGAGAGAUCGAUCCGAACCGUGCCUAUCUGCAAUAUUUUGACGUUUGUCUCUGGCCUUUGCUUCGUCAAAAGUUUUGCAAACGUUGGGGCUGCUUGUCUGCGACGGCGUCUGCGCUCCCCCAACAAAAACAUAUACAAGUUUUCAAGUUUUUCGAGAAGAAGAAGGUCUCCCAAGUGUCGGCCGUCCGGGUGGUGUCCGUGUGUGCGCGAGUGCGAUUGAUUAACAACAUUUUAAUAUUAUUUAAAUUGAUUUUGAUGCCUCAAUUGAAUUGCUCUUGUAGCAGCAAUUAGCAAAGCGAAUAAGCGAGGCAUUCAUCUGUGCUGCAUGGGUGUGUGAGUGUGAGGGAGUGUUUGUGAAAGCCCCAACGGAUGAAUCACAAUAAACAACUGUACUCAAAGGAGUGAAGGCUCCACAACUGGUUCUUCAUAAUUUUACAACCAGAAACCUUGUCCGAAUACCCCGCGGAUGAUGUGUACCGGCCCACGAACUUCGCGGGCUACGUGAAUCGGGGCUACGAUGAUAUAGACAGUUCCUAUUACUUUGCCCAGUUCGAGGCCAUGACGGAGGAGCGCAAUGGAGCGGCCCUGCCGCCGUACACCAACGAUUCGGAUGCCUCCGCGGAGGACAACCGGAACGACGAGGACGAGGAGCAGGACCCGGACUGCACGGACGACGGUACCGUGGUGGAGCAUCAUAACCGAUGCCUGCCCGAGUUCCAGUUCUCGCUGGUCGACUCGGAGUACGAUGAGACGCUGGGGUUCCCCGACUCCGUGACCAUCCUGUCGAAUGUGGGCGACAAGCCGGUGCUGGUGCAGCGCAAGGAGACCACCGACGACGACGACGAGGAGUACGACGACGAUGAGAACAACAGCGUCGUGAUGCGCCAGGAGAUACCCUUCACGAGCAUCUACGGGCCCAGCGUGAAGUUCAACUCCUUUCAGCGGAAGGUCUUCAUCCCGGGCCGCGAGAUUCACGUGCGGAUCGUGGACACCGAGCGGAGUGUGACCACGCAUCUGCUGAACCCCAAUCUAUACACCAUUGAGCUCACCCACGGACCCUUCAAGUGGACCAUCAAGCGGCGCUACAAGCACUUCAAUUCGCUCCACCAGCAACUGAGCUUCUUCCGCACCUCCCUGAACAUACCCUUCCCCAGUCGCAGUCACAAGGAGAAACGGACCACGCUCAAGGCCACCGCCAGCCAGAUGGCCGAUGAGUCGACCCUCAAGGACCUGCCCGCCCACACCAAGCAGGUGAAGCAGACGAGCACGCCCCAGAGCAAUGGCAGCAGGCACCAGAACGGACCCGGCACUAUCGUCAGUCCCAGCCACAACUCGAUUCUGUCGGGCCUCAAUCCGCGGCGCAUCCAAAAGAAGCGCAAGAAGAAGAAAAAGAAGAAGCUGCCGCGGUUCCCCAACCGCCCGGAGAGUCUCGUGACGGUGGAGAAUCUGGGCGUGCGGAUCAAGCAGCUGGAGGACUAUCUGUACAAUCUGCUGAACAUCAGCUUGUACCGAUCGCACCACGAAACGCUAAACUUUGUGGAGGUCUCCAACGUGUCGUUUGUGCCCGGGAUGGGCCUCAAGGGCAAGGAGGGCGUAAUACUCAAGCGCACGGGCUCGACGCGACCCGGCCAGGCGGGCUGCAACUUCUUUGGGUGCUUCCAGAAGAACUGCUGCGUGCGCUGCAACUACUUCUGCUCGGACGUGGUGUGCGGCACGUGGCGCAAUCGCUGGUUCUUCGUGAAGGAGACCUGCUUCGGCUACAUCCGACCCACCGACGGCAGCAUCCGGGCCGUGAUCCUGUUCGACCAGGGCUUCGAUGUGUCGACGGGCAUCUACCAGACGGGCAUGCGGAAGGGUCUGCAGGUGCUGACCAACAACCGGCACAUUGUGCUCAAGUGCUGGACAAAGCGCAAGUGCAAGGAGUGGAUGCAGUAUCUGAAGCACACCUCCAACUCGUAUGCCCGCGACUUCACGCUGCCCAAUCCGCACAUGUCGUACGCCCCCAUGCGGGCCAACACGCAGGCCUCCUGGUACGUGGACGGCUCCCAGUACAUGUCCGCCGUCGCCGAUGGCCUCGAGGCGGCCACCGAAGAGAUCUACAUUGCGGACUGGUGGCUCAGCCCGGAGAUCUACAUGAAGCGGCCCGCUCUGGAUGGCGACUACUGGCGCCUGGACAAGAUCCUCCUCCGCAAGGCCGAGCAGGGGGUGCGGGUCUUCGUGCUGCUCUACAAGGAGGUGGAGAUGGCCCUGGGCAUCAAUAGCUACUACAGCAAGUCCACGCUGGCCAAGCAUGACAACAUCAAGGUCAUGCGGCAUCCGGACCAUGCGCGCGGUGGCAUUCUCCUCUGGGCGCACCACGAGAAGAUCGUCGUGAUCGACCAGACGUACGCCUUCAUGGGCGGCAUCGAUCUGUGCUACGGCCGCUGGGACGAUCAUCAUCAUCGGCUCACAGAUCUCGGGAGCAUUUCCACCGCCUCCGUUUCGGGGAGCACGCGCCGCACGCCCAGCGGCUACUUCAACAAGGACGAUGUGGACUCGGCCUUUGGCUCGCGCAAGUCCUCGAGGAAUGCCCACUACGAGACCCCGCCCAAGGCUGGUAGGGCGGCCUCGCCAGAGACGCUGGAGGCACCGCUGCCCCCGGCCCCGGCCCCGCCCCCGCCCGGCAACAGCAUGGAGUUGAGGGUCCUCAAACCGGGCGAUCGACUGCUGAUACCAGCCAUGCUGUCUAGUGGCGCUGGCGAGGAUCCCGACGAGAACACGGCCCUGGAGGGAAUGAAGCUGAACACGCCAGAGAUGGAGCGGAAGAACAUGCUCGAUCGGCUGAAGAACAACGCCAUGAAGGGGGCUCGCAUGGGCAAGGACUUUAUGCACCGCCUGACGGCCAACGAGACGACGUUGGAGGGGCCAGAGGAUGGAGGUGUCUUCAGCAUAGACACAGUGGAUGCCACCAUGGAACCCGACAUGACUAUGGCCUCCUCCUCUGCUACAGCCACAGCUAAUGCCACAGCCACCGACGCCGCCACAGCCACCGAUGUCGCCACUGCCACAGCUAAUGCCACGGCCAACUCCACGCAAUUGUUCAGCGAAUUCUAUGGCCAGGCCAAGUACUGGUUCGGCAAGGACUACUCGAACUUCAUACUCAAGGACUGGAUGAACCUCAACUCGCCGUUCGUGGACAUUAUCGAUCGCACGACCACACCGCGCAUGCCCUGGCACGAUGUCGGCCUCUGCGUGGUGGGCGCUUCGGCGCGGGAUGUGGCCCGCCACUUCAUACAGCGCUGGAACGCCAUGAAGCUGGAGAAGCUGCGGGACAAUACGCGCUUUCCCUACCUCAUGCCGAAGAGCUACCACCAGAUCCGCCUCAACUCGCAUCUGCAGCAGCUGCAACAGCGCCGCCAGCAGAGGGUCACGUGCCAGCUGCUGCGCAGCGUCUCCGCCUGGAGCUGCGGCUUCAUCGAGGCGGACCUCGUGGAGCAGAGCAUCCACGACGCCUACAUCCAGACGAUCACCAAGGCCCAGCACUACGUGUACAUUGAGAAUCAGUUCUUCAUCACCAUGCAGCUGGGCAUGGGCGUGCCGGGGGCCUACAACAACGUGCGGAAUCAGAUUGGGGAGACACUCUUCAAGCGCAUUGUGCGGGCCCAUAAAGAACGGAAACCCUUCCGUGUGUAUGUGAUAAUGCCACUCCUUCCGGGAUUCGAGGGCGACGUGGGCGGCAGCACGGGCAUCGCUGUGCGGGCCAUCACCCACUGGAACUAUGCCUCCAUUUCCAGGGGACGCACUGCUAUACUGACACGUCUCCAGGAGGCCGGCGUCUCGGAGCCGCACAACUACAUCUCAUUCCACAGUCUACGCAAUCAUUCCUUCCUUAACAGCACGCCCAUCACCGAACUGAUUUACGUGCAUUCCAAGCUGCUCAUCGCCGACGAUCGGGUGGUCAUCUGCGGCUCUGCGAACAUCAACGACCGCUCGAUGAUUGGGAAGCGCGACUCGGAGAUUGCGGCCAUCAUCAUGGACGAGGAGUUCGAGGAUGGCCGCAUGAAUGGCAAAAAGUAUCCGAGCGGCAUCUUUGCCGGUCGCCUGCGAAAGUAUCUCUUCAGAGAGCAUUUAGGCCUCCUGGAGGGCGAGGGCUCUGCGCGCUCCGAUCUGGACAUCAGCGAUCCCGUUUGCGACGCCUUCUGGCACGGCACCUGGCGACAGAUCUCCACGAGGAACACCGAGAUCUACGACGAGGUGUUCAAGUGCAUUCCCACGGACUUUGUGAAGACAUUCGCCAGCCUGCGCAAGUACCAGGAGGAGCCGCCGCUCUCCAAGACCGAUCCAGAGAUGGCCGCCCAUCGGGUCACAGAAAUCCAGGGCUUUCUGGUCAACCUGCCAUUGGAGUUCCUCAACAAGGAGGUGCUCACGCCGCCGGGCGCCAGCAAGGAGGGCGUCCUACCUACCUCUGUUUGGACAUAGUCUCUGCCAAAAGUCUCCAAGACGCCACUAGAUCGUAGUCCCCCCUCCUCCCCACCAAAUGCGUUGUUGCCAAGUCAUACACCUGUUGUAUAUUGAUAGAUAUACCCCGAUAGAUGUACGCUUGCCCUAGGAUACGAUAGCUCUAACUAAUUUAUUAUUUUACGCUGUUCGUCCUCGUACGUCCCCUGGUACUCUAGUGAUCCUAUUUGUUACUACCCCGCCCCAUUUUUUUAACAACUUUUAAACAGUAUUUUAGACAUUUUAAAGCGCUAAUGUUUUCAUUAAAGUGAUAUGGAUUGAAAGUAA